Messenger RNA from Sitophilus oryzae (rice weevil), 1783 nucleotides. RefSeq names its product actin-related protein 8 (gene Arp8). Gene Ontology annotation, cellular component: Ino80 complex. Lineage: Eukaryota; Metazoa; Arthropoda; Insecta; Coleoptera; Curculionidae. The record is from RefSeq and is a predicted model, not a curated record. The transcript is spliced from 5 exons. Gene Ontology annotation, biological process: regulation of DNA-templated transcription; double-strand break repair. The coding region runs from base 77 to 1759 and encodes 560 amino acids.
UGUCAUUCGGAAUUUGUUACUGUAUAAUUUUAAUUUAAAAUUUUAAGCAUUUUUCUGAAUUAACACACUAUAAAAAAUGAUUACUGGAGCUCCGGACGUGCCUCCAGAACAUUUUCAGUCAAAAUCUACCAUCGUAAUUCAUCCUGGUUCAUUGAAUUUAAGAAUCGGACGAGCUUCAGAUCUGAAUCCGGUCACAGUUCUUCAUGCUAUCGCUCGAAGAAGGAAACCAGGAGGCCAAGUGUAUUCUGAUUCAUUUCUUCCUGAACGCCACGACUUACUCCAGACCAAGGAGCUAGAAGAGGCCCGCUUAUCUAUUUCGCACACUCUCCAGUCCUGUUUACAAUCCGAUGGGAGACGUAGGUACGCCACACCGCCCCAGCAGAUCGCGGCUUUUAAUAGAAGGGUCCAGCCGGAAGUUAUAGGUGAUAACGGGGGUGAAUGGGUCAAACCUGAACUCGAUAUAGUCAUAGGAAACGACGUAUUUCGUUUAAACCCAAAAGAAUCGUUUAAUAUACACUUUCCGUAUAAGAGAGGAGAGUUUAACAUUCACUCAGGCCCUGGAGGAUCUAUGACUUCAGUUCUGGCUGAUUUAGAAACUAUAUGGACGUAUAUUAUUGAAAAUAGUUUACAAAUAAAUCCAAGCGAACUAAAAAACUAUCGCGCAGUGUUGAUUGUGCCUGAUGUCUACAACAGAACUUAUUUAAGGGAAUUGAUGUAUUUAUUGUUGACGAAAAUGUGUUUUGGAAGUUGUUUUUUAGUUCAAGACCAUGUAUCUGCUACAUUUGGCUCGGGAUUAAGUUAUGCUUGUGUAGUAGAUGUGGGAGAUCAGAAAACAUCAGUUUCUUGUGUAGAGGAUGGUAUUUGUCAUCCAAACACCAGGGUCAGACUGGAGUACGGAGGAGGAGAUAUAACACAGAUAUUUUAUUGGUUACUUCAGAAAUGUGCAUUUCCUUAUAAAGAGUGCGAUGAUCAAAAUAAACUAGAUUCGAUGCUGUUGAGGAAACUAAAAGAAGAAUUUUGCCACGUCAACUUGGACAUUUGUGGGUCCCAAGAAAAAUCAUUCACUCUCAAACAACCGGGCAAACCGAUUUGCCAUUUUACUAUACAGGUAGGGGACGAGUGCAUUAUUGCACCUCUGAGUUUGUUCAAUCCAGAACUGUUCGCUAUCACUGGACCGAAGCAAGUACAAACCCAGAAAAUUUCUAUCGGAGAUCCAGAAGAUCCCCAUGAUGAGAUUUACUUGAGAGACAUCAGGAAGAAAGGCAUGAAAGAGGAAUCUUCUUCGGCAGAUUUAAACGAAUCCUACCUAGAAAACCAACCAGUGCCCGGAGACGACGAUAUCGUUGUAGACGCAAUGGAACCAGUAGCUCCACAACCUUCAGUCAAAGAAUUCGUGCUCAGUCCUGGGCAGAUCCUUGGCCUGGACCAGGCAGUACUUCAGAGCAUCGACCGAUGCCCCAGCGAGGACCUGAAACGCAAAAUGUACGGAUGCGUUCUUAUUGUAGGUGGCGGAAUGAAAUUCACGGGCAUCGGUACUUGGCUUCAGAACCGCAUCAGCCUUCAGAUUCCUUAUUUGUACCGCGCCGAGCAACUGGACAUUAUUACGAAUCCCAGAGACAUGGAUUCCUCCAUGGUGGCUUGGAAAGGGGCUUGCAUCAUGUCCUGCCUGGAAACGGCGCAGGAAUUGUGGAUAGAGGCCACGGAAUGGGAAAAAUAUGGGGUCAGAGUGUUGAGGGAACGUGCUCCGUUCACUUGGUGAAUAAUAAUCACAAUAAUAAUAGUG